AUGGUUUCUCUAAAGAUCACAGUUCUUGCUAUUGUCCUGAUCGCCGGCAUAUUCAUGACUCAAGCAGCACCAGAACGCCAACAAGAUGAUAAAGAUAAGGGAGACUCUCCUUCCAAGGUCCUGGGCAACUUAAACAUCAUAAAGAACUUCACAACCUUCGUUCAAGACAUGACCAAGGACCCUAAGCAGGCGAUCACGAAACUGGGUGAUUUAGUUAAGGCAAAGAGCAUUUUCGGCAAGUCAAAGCCAGACGAAAAAGCUAAACAAGAAUAA
This is a messenger RNA of Leptosia nina, 273 nucleotides long. The record is from the annotation of a GenBank genome assembly. Lineage: Eukaryota; Metazoa; Arthropoda; Insecta; Lepidoptera; Pieridae.